AAAGCACAGAUCACCACCAUGUCUAGUGAAUUAAAAAUUGAUGACCCAUUAACGUCAAAUGUGCGGCCAGCAACCGAUUCAUUAAUCACAAUUCGUAUCAUCAAAUCAUUCCCAUAUAGAAAUGUCAAGAACUAUAUUAUUAAAGACAUUGAUUUGAAAUCAACUACCCCCAAGCAAUUAUUGGAAAAUAUCAAGAACGUGAUAAAUACCACUGGAGCAUUAAGACCAUACAGGAAUAUCGAAUAUGAUUCUCUCAAAAUUUAUACCAAAGCCCACGGCACUAAAUCUAUGCAUUUGGUUAUCAAUUUUGAAAAUGAUGAGGAAUGGGUGUUGGUGAAUAACGAAGUUAAGGGUGAUUCUACAUCUUUAUGGGAUUUAGGAAUUCAAAAUGAAACUGAGGUUAGCUUGUUCAAUUGGAAUGACUAUGUUGCUUACAAAGCUAACCCUGAAGAAAAGUGGUAAGAUGUGAAGUACAAAACAUUUAGUGUAAAUAUUAAAUCUAUAGUAAUAUUUAUAAAGCUACAAAAAAGUGAAAAAUCACAGUUGAAUGGUUUCUUCAAAGUAGAAUUUAUGUUGUUAAAGAUAUCUACCAACUAGCAAAUACAAAUUACUCCUUG
This is a messenger RNA of Spathaspora passalidarum NRRL Y-27907, 617 nucleotides long. RefSeq lists its product as uncharacterized. NCBI's taxonomy places the organism in Eukaryota, Fungi, Ascomycota, Pichiomycetes, Serinales, Debaryomycetaceae. The transcript has a single exon. Bases 19 to 462 code for a protein of 147 amino acids. The record is from RefSeq and is a predicted model, not a curated record.